AUGUCUCGGUCUAUGGCAUUACUCGAGGAAGUGCGAAAGACGUACGGUCUAGACUGCGCCAUUGUGCAUGUAAACUCAGCGCAGGAGCCGGAUCCACUCGUACAUGCCAUAUACACAUGUAAGAUGCAUGCUUCAAUGUCUCGCAUGCAUGCAGAUGACCAACGCUCUUCGCCUAUGACGAGCUCAGCCGCAAAAGCUGCUGAUGAUAGCACAACUAUUGCUGCUUCUCAAGAGGCUCUGAAAGGAGCUCGACUUUCCAUGCUUGAUGUUCAGCGCAUACAGGCAUAUGUCCGGGAGAUGAUUACGAAAAGCCUUGUACCGUACUUGGAGCGUACGGUCCAGCAGCUUGGUGAACACAUCGCUUCUCAGCGGCGUGGUCUCACCGGUCGGCUUCUUGGUGCAGGGCGCAAAUGGUUUUCGAGUCGACCCUCCUCUGACCAGGUCCUGUCCGACCAUGGUAUAUACCCGACUACGUCUCUUCCUUUCCAGACACGGCGCCUUGCCGAUAUGGCGAUGCAUAUUCGUGACUACCGUCUAGCUGCACAAAUGUAUGAAGCUGCACGCCGCGACUUCCAGGCCGAUCAAGCUACAUUGCACAGCGCAUGUGCAGGUGAAAUGUACUGCCUGGCACAGCUUUUGCAUGCUACGACGACACCCGCAUACCACAAUUCAUUGACCCAAUUAUUUUUGCAUGUGUGUGAUGAGUACGUCAGUAUACGCGUGGGUGAAUUUUUUGCUCUUCGUGGAGCUGUACUAUAUGGCACAAUGCAGGAGCUUGUCUCUGACUACGAGCACAUGGCCAUGGCGUAUAUGCGCGCAGCCGAGUUCACAGAUGAAAUCGUGCGUGCCCUGCUUCUUGAACAUGCUUCUCUUGCAUACUUGCGCAUGUCGCGUCCGCAUAUGCGGCGGAGUGCUGCCGCUCUUUUGCUCGCUGCUGCUCAGUAUGAAUCAUGUGGACAAAACGAACUCGCACUUCGCUGUUAUAUGCGUACAGCCGACUUCUACAAAGCCUGUAAUACGCCCUUGCACGAUCACUCCUUGUUCAAAAUGGCCCAUCUAGUACACAGCAGUGGUCGCAUGGAUGACGCAUUGGCUUACUUGUUGCCUCUCCUUCAUGGCAGCUUGCCUGAACUAGAUGCAGUGCUCCUCCAUGCCCUCGAAACUGUAACGAAGUAUGCUCAUGAUACACGCGUCACAUUGCCCGUACCUCUGUUCCAGCCAGGUGCUAGUUAUAUCCUGCAAUCGACUGCUAGUGACAAUGGCAUACCUUGCGUGCGUGAAAAAGAACCAUUCCAUGUUCAGCUUACUUUACGCAAUCCACUUGGUGUUGAAGUCGCACUCACAAAUGUCGCUCUGCAUUUUGUCAGUGCACAUAAAAACGGCCACGCAUCCAGUGCGCAAGUCAAUGCCUUAGGGCGCCUGGAUGAUCUCACGUUAGGUCCACACGAACGACGUAGCGUCGUUGCCGCUGCUUACGUGCAUGAUGCAAAGGCGGAGUAUGUGCGUCUUUCUCACGUCACGUACACCUUGGCAGGCAUGCUUCAUGUGCAGCAAGACAUGUCGAAGCACGGAAAGCGACUGAAUUCGACGCUGGAGCAGCGACGAACUCGUAUGUACGCACCUGACUUAUCACUACUUGCCCGUGUGCGGCAGGACAUGCCGCAUGUAGACAUGCAUGUUGACGUUCCUACGCAUGCUUAUGUUGGCGAACUAGUCCAUAUUCGCAUGCGGCUAGUAAAUACGAGUGUCUCCAAUAUCUCAUCCCUGACUAUCAAAAGCAUACCUGCUCAUAUGCAAUGUUCAUGCUUAACAGCAAGUGAGCUCGAGCUUCCAUGGAACCCAUCCUCGUCUUUCACACAUGCCGCUCCCCUACCGGCACUUCAGGGUGGCCAAGAGCACGAAAUCACGUUUGUGUAUCAUGUACUCUCGCCCGGCGAACAAGUGCUUACAUGGGUUCUUUGCUACGAAAAUGCGGCACACGAGCAUUUUGAAGCACGCAUGGAACAAUCCUUGAUCGCUCAUGUUGCGAUGCAAGCCGUUGCACGAGUGAGAUUGACUGCGCGAAGGGAACCCUUGUAUGGACUUGCCAUUGAUACGAAGAACUGCUCGUCUGAUACACUCACAUGUGAUGGAAUCACUUUCGUGAGUCCCCUGUGGAAGGCACAUACAGAAGCAAGUUUGCCUGCAACGCUCACAGCUGGCGAUGUACUCACGACGUUUGUGCGAUUGCAGCCAACACUCUUGCCACAGAAUGCGGAUAUCGUAACACACAUGCUGAAUGAAUUGCACCGAUACUUGAGCGGAAAAGCCUAUGAUUCGUCGCUUACUACGUCAAUGCAGAUUGCGACGCAUGUGUCUCAGUUGGGUCAUGCACAUGAUCCAGCGUUGACAUCUAUGCCCUCGCUGUAUUCUGCGUCGCGCUAUAUUCAACGGCAGACCGAGCUGGAUCGUCUGUAUAACUUUAUGCCAAAAAGACUUGCACAACGCGCAUUUCCUCUCAUUGGGCCAAACGAUGUGGACCUAGUGUUGCAUUGGCAUGACGCAAAUCACCGACGAGGUCAAACACUUUUGUGUGGCGUGAAAGUGGGCAUCCAACAUUGCACAGCACAGGAUAUGGCAUCGCUCAAAACCUUGCUGGACUUACAUGGACCGUCGCAUGCAAUGUAUGAAGAAACAGCACGGGAGCAAGCUAUGAUUCGCGGACGUCUAAGGCAUACGCCACUUGGCUCCGUCGGCAUGCCCCUUUCUGUUUAUGCGAAUCUAGACUCGGUAAUGUUGGAUCAAGUGCCAGCUGCGCAGUCGAUAACCCUGUUUAUUCGGAACGAAGCACCAUGGCCCUUAUCAUUUUCGCUGACACUCGUCCAACCGACAAGUCAAGCGGGAUUUGCACCGUGGCUGGGUAAAUUAUCGCAUUCUGGUACUGUUGGUGCAUGGACUUCCUGCCCAAUCGAUGUGUGCGUCCUUGUGACGGAGCCAGGUACAUUCCAGCUUGGAAAUGUGCAGUGUCAAGCAACCUUAUACGAUAAAGAACAGGCAAUCAAGUCAUGGAACGUUAUAUCUGCGAUGGAUGUGUUGCUUGUUGCUCGUCUUCAGGUGUAA
This is a messenger RNA of Malassezia globosa CBS 7966, 3099 nucleotides long. RefSeq lists its product as uncharacterized. Lineage: Eukaryota; Fungi; Basidiomycota; Malasseziomycetes; Malasseziales; Malasseziaceae. Gene Ontology annotation, molecular function: protein binding. Gene Ontology annotation, cellular component: TRAPPIII protein complex. The record is from RefSeq and is a predicted model, not a curated record. The transcript has a single exon. The coding region runs from base 1 to 3099 and encodes 1032 amino acids.